AACUCUCUCAAAUUGAGAUUGAGAUAAAAUGUGUGAAACUUGAAUCUUGUUUAUAGUGCUCAAACUACAGCCCUACGUAAUUGGUUGUUGUGUAUUGCCUUUAGACCAAUUGCUAUUCAUAAAGUGGAGCAAGUUAGCUAUUGCAACAACUCCAUAGAGCUUCCAUUUACUGAAUCCUUUUUCUCUACUCUUUAUAUAACUUCUCUUCUUCAUUUGAGUAUAUUCCAACCAAUCCCAUAAUAGAAUAUACCCUUUUCUCUUCUCUCUAUUUGAUUUGCUCAGAUGGACUCAAAACAGAGCUCUGAUGAAGCUGUCCUUAUUCCAAAAAGCAGGUCCAAGGGAAAAGCAGUAGUGGAUGAUGCUUCCCCUGCUCCUGCUCCUGCUCCCGCCCCAGUCGCAGCCAUCGUGAGCAACAAAAAAGUGACUAUAGCUCGGAGAGUAGGAUGGAAAAAAGGCAUUUCCAUAUUCGACUUUGUUCUAAGGCUGUGUGCGGCUGCAGCCGCCUUUGCUGCUUCUGUUGCCGCCGCACAAGCAGAGGAGAUUUUACCUUUCUUCACGCAGUUCCUUCAGUUCCAUGCUGAGUACAAUGAUCUUCCAACUUUACAGUUUUUUGUGAUAGCAAAUGCAGCAGCUGGUGCAUAUCUUGUACUCUCGUUACCCUUUUCUAUAAUAUGCAUUAUUCGACCCUAUAAAGUAGGACCAAGGCUCCUCCUCCUCAUCUUAGACACGAUAAUGACUACUGCGACGAUAGGUGCGGCGGGUGCAUCGAGUGCAAUCAUGUACUUGGCUCAUAAUGGGAGUGUGGAUGCCAAUUGGUUAGCAAUUUGUCAGCAGUUUACGGACUUUUGCCAGCAAAUAACUGGCGGCGUUGUUGCCUCUUUUGUAGCUGCUGUCAUUCUCAUUGCACUUGUUGCCAUUUCUGCUGUUGCACUUAAAAAAACCACUCACUAGAUUCAUUACAUUUUACUUAUAUCCUUAUUCUACUACACUUCUACAUAUGGUAUCUAUCUACGGCUUAAUAUGUGAGUAAAAACAUCUUUCUUUUUGGAAUUUCUUGCAAAAUUGUUUACUUUCUCCUAAUCAGCUCAGCACCACAUAUAUAUAGGAAGAGAUUGGAUAUAUAUCUAUAC
Cannabis sativa is the source of this 1130-nucleotide messenger RNA. RefSeq names its product casparian strip membrane protein 1-like. The record is from RefSeq and is a predicted model, not a curated record. Bases 283 to 951 code for a protein of 222 amino acids. NCBI's taxonomy places the organism in Eukaryota, Viridiplantae, Streptophyta, Magnoliopsida, Rosales, Cannabaceae. The transcript is spliced from 3 exons.